Messenger RNA from Brassica rapa (field mustard), 3299 nucleotides. Its product is annotated as glycine-rich protein 2. NCBI's taxonomy places the organism in Eukaryota, Viridiplantae, Streptophyta, Magnoliopsida, Brassicales, Brassicaceae. The record is from RefSeq and is a predicted model, not a curated record.
UUAGUUCUUUUUAAUUUCGGUUCUUGUAUUAUGAAUUCAAAACUUAUUUAUAUAUAAAAUAUUUUGGUUUUGAUUUUUUUAGAAUUUUAAUUUUAUUAAUAAUUUAAAUAAUUUUUUUAAUUAUAAUUUUUUUUAUUUCUGUAAAAUAACGAAACGAAGUAAUUUCGUAGCUAUUUUGCGACUUCUUUACGUGGAAGCUUAACGAGGUUUUUACGAGGAAAUGUUUACAAGGAAAUGACGUGGAAAAUUCAUGUGGUCUUUACGAGGAAAGCUAUCAAGAUAUUUACGUUUACUUUACGAGUAUUUACUUUCGAGUUAUUUACGUGGCUUUAACGAGGAAUGGCUUUCGAGGUAUUUACGAGGAAAUUUAGCGACGUCCUUACGUGGAAGCUUUACGUGGUCUUUACGACGAAAUAUUCUUCUUCGCUUUUACGACGAAAUUAUUUCCUCGCUACGUUACGACGAAUUAGCGAGGAUAUAUGCGUUACGACAAACAUAUAACGACGAAACGGGUUUUCUCGCUAAUUCCUCGUAACACUGCUUUUACGACGAAAUCACGAGGAAAACUGCCCUCGUAAAACUUGUGUUUUCUUGUAGUGAAAGUAUAUAAAAAUUUAAAAAGUAUUAAAAACAUUAUGGGUUUUUACAGGAUCCAUCAGUCGGUUCACGAAUUAAUGAUGAAUUUUGGAGUUUUAUUAAAAUUUUUAUUAAUAGGUUUUCAUUAAAUACAAAUUUUGUGAAAACAUAUGAGUUGGUAGAAAAUCUGACAGAAUUCUAUAUAAAGAACAUAAGCCAGUCUAGAUUAUAUAUGAACACCAUGUUUGCCGGUUCGACCACAGGUCUGGACCAGAUAUAAAAUAUUGCUUAUAUUUUAAUUCGUUUAUAAAUCACAUAUGUACCCCAAUAAAAGAGCUAAAUAUUUUGUAAAAAUAGAAUGCUUUAUCGUCAAAUUUAUAGAUAAAAUUACAAUUUUAUAGAUAAAAUAUUGGAUAAUUUGGGUUGUUUAAUCGGGUAAUUUAGGAUGUUCGGAUAAAAAUAUCGGAUAAUUUAGGUAUUUUAAUACUUUGAAUAAAAAAUAUUUGGAUAAUUCAUGUUUUAGGGUAACUAGUUUUAUAAAGAGCAUUUAGGAUAUUUGAUUAUUUAGAAAUUAAAUAUAAUUAAUAUUUGUAAGUAUAUAAUUUGUAUUUUAAAAUUCAGGUACCCAUUUAAUUUUCGGUCCAGAGAUAUAUGAUGUAUUCGGUUAUUUAUGAAAUUAUAUUCAGUUUUAGUUUCAUUUUAUUCAGUUUUAGUUUCGUUUUUUUCAGUUUGGUACAAUGCGACUUGAGAUUCCAGAUAAAUGCACCUUAAACCUAUAGGUUUAGUUUGUAACUUGUAACAAUCUCAUUAUUUAACCGUAUUAAUCAAGAAGGGAAGUCUUACUUUUCUGCUAGCGGGAUUGACUUUUCUUAUGCAAUUUCUUAUAACUUUCAUAACAAAUAGUCUACGUCAAAAGAGAUAGUUAGACCAAGUAUUUUCUGUUUAUGAUACAUAUAAUUAUGCAUUCGUUUCUUUAGUAUAAUACGAAUAUAUUUUCUACAGCUGAAAUGUGUAGUUAUAUAACGGAUUUAUCUUGGUAUAUCUGACAAUUAUUUCCGUAACACAAAACCAUACAUGUACAUAACCAUCUCAUUCUCUGUUUAUGAUACAUAUAAUUAUGCAUUCGUUUCUUUAGUAUAAUACGAAUACACAUGUUGACUUUUCUUGUGCAGUUUCUUGUAUCUUUCAUAAACAUAAGCUAAUAUAUAUAUUUGUCAAAGUCCUUGGUAAUUUGAAGCUAUAUAAAAAGGCUUUUACAUCACAUAUAUUUUGCAUUAGUAUUCAGAAUAUUUGAAAACAAAAGAGUAUACACUUCGCGUUGACAUAUAUCAAAUAUCUCUGUGGACUGUGGCUAUUCAAGAUCACGAUGUGUCGAUUGCUAUGUUGUUGCUUCUGCCGCAAGAAGAAAAAGCCGCGAGAUGUAAAAAUGGGCAAAAAAGGAAAGAAAGAUGGAGGUCUUGUUGUGGUGAAGCCGACUAAGACUAAGAAGCGUCGCAAUGAACCAGUAGAUGUAAGCGGAUGUGCAGACCUAUGUUGCUGCUUUGGUGGAGGCGGAGGCGGUGGAGAUGGUGGUGGUGGUGGAUAUGGAGGCGGCGGCUGCGGAGGUGGAGGUGGAGGCGGUUAAAAGAUGAGAAUUUUGUAAAUCUGCAUGUAAUGAUAAUUUUUUUAAACAUGGUCCUUCUUGUUUGUAUUUAAUUUUCUUAUUCAAGUUGUAUAUCCACCUAUUUGGUUAACAGAGAUUUGUAUCCAGACUCUGUUAUUUCUCAUAUUUAGUAAAAGAAUGAGUCUGUCGAAUUUUUUAGCUAAUUUUGUUUAAGUUUUUUUGAGCUAAUUUUGUUUAUGUAGACUAAUUAAAUAAUAAGCUGGUAAUGUUUAUAAGAAAAUAAUGUAAAGAAAUAAAGCAUAUCAGACUAAUUAUAUGAAAAAAUUAGAAAUUUAGUGUAUUAUAAAAUUAUAAUACUUUUUCUAAUAUGUUUUAUUUGAGAGUUUAAGAUAAUGUAUGGGAAGUAGGAAUAUAAGAAAAAUGUAUAAAGAUUUGGGCUUUAGACUUGGAAAUUUUAAAUCAAGCUCUACUAAGCAAGUUGCGGAGAAAAAUGCAGAAGCCAAACUGUUUAAUGGCAAGAGUUCUUCCAGCUAGAUAAUUUCCAGACGGUGAUAUACUUAAAGCUACUUUGAAAAAGAAAGCAUCGUACGGUUGGAAGUCAAUAUUACAUGGACGAGAUCUAAUAACUAAGGGACUGAGAUAUAUCAUUGGAGAUGGUUCACUAGUUAACAUGUGGGAAGAUCCGUGGAUCCCUGAUCACCCUCCUCGAGCUCCAAGACCACGGCGAGAUAUUACUGCUGGAAUCAAAGUUAAUCAGUUCUUUGACAGAGAUAGAAAACAAUGGGACAUACAAAAACUUCGUGAUGAAGUUGUAGAGGAGGAUAUUGAAAAGAUCCUAGAGAUCAGAAUUAGUCCUACUGCACAACAAGACCUGUUGGGAUGGCAUUACAUUGGAAUCUAUUCAGGUAAAUUAGGUUACUGGCUUGGAACCCAUCUACCAAAAAUGAUCAUCAGCUACCUCUUAUGGGAAUGCAGAGCUUAAAACAAAGAUUUGGAAGACAAAGGCCCCAGCUAAAUUGAAUGAUUUUCUUUGGAGGUUAUUGUCUAGAUCUCUAGCAACAGGUAGUAAUUUGAAAAGAACGCAUGUAAUCAGAUAUGCUGUUUGUCGACGAUGCUGUAU